AUGCCAGGUGUACUUUUGGGGCAACAUCAAAGACAUCAUCAACCUGAUGAAACACAGUUGUCGUUUGUGUCUCAAGUUUGUGCAGCUGCUGAAAGGUUGUUCAGGAACAUGGAUAUACCUAGUGAAAAGGCUUUGGCACAUCGGAUAUAUGAUGCAGAGGUUAUCGAAUUAAAUUCCGAAGCAAGUUUAGUCAUCUUGUGUCCAUCAGCCGAUCAAGCUUGUUCUGCGCCUGGUCAACGCGAGUCGCCACUUCUGCGCAGAUCUGAUCUGGUCAGCCUGAGCGUCCAGGCUUUCGAAAUGAACCACCUGAAUGCCUACAGACCUGACAUUGUGAGAAGAUACUCUCGUCUGAGUUGUAUUUUAGAAUCUGACACAGUUUCCGCAAACCAGACGCACAGGGAAGCAUUUUCGCAGCAGGAAGUCAAAGACGCAAGGGAACGUUUGGCGACUUUGGCAGAACUUCAAGGGAAAUUGAAUGAACUUUGGAGAGGCGUCAGAUGGUUAAUGGAUGCCAUAGCUUUUGCGCGUGAUAGAGGCGUCAACGGUUUAAGUCCUGGUGUGCACAUUUCAUCAAUUUUGGAUAAGAAUUUAUCGCAACAGCAAGUACCCAAAUAUAAUUCAGAUGAUAUGGCAAGCGAUACAAGUUCUGCACCUACGGGUGGAAGUGGUUUGAAACGAAGUCUUUUGCAAAUUCCUCCGAGGGAAUCGAAGCAGGUUAAAAGCAGUCCUGGACGGGGAUCGUGGCCGGGACCAACUGCAACUACUGGUGUCCAGAACCAAGACGGUGACAACGAUCCCUCAACAACAAUUGUCAAGGAACAGUUCAUCACAACUGCUAUUGGCACCGCCUUCAGGAGCUGCCGGAUCAGCAGUCAGCAGCGCUGCCAGCUCAAGAAAAAACAGCGGAGAUUCAGAUCGAAGUGCCUCCAGCAUUGGCGGAUGUUUUAUUAUCCAAAUAUGCUGACUAGUACCACAUCAGCUCAUCAGUACACCCAAUCGCAUCAGCAGUCUAAAUACUUAUCAGCAGCUCAAGGAUCUCGUUUGCCUCCUUCGAGGAGUGAAGAUGCUCUGCUGUUGCUCCAUCACAAGGCGCAGCAGCAGAAUCAGUUGCAAAUGCAGCAGGCUGGUCAGGCUGGUGCAGGUUCUGGUAGUGAAGCAGGUAGAAGCAGACCAGGCACGUUGAGCAGUGGAGGUUCUGCGUCCAGUCCUUUGUUGCUGUUGACAGCAAGCACAGGUUCUAUAAGAACAGCAGAUACAAAUUCGGAUUCCUUACAUUCCCUUUCGAGUGAUUCGGAAACUUGCAGCUGUCCAGCUACGAGUAACGUCAACUUGAAAUCGGCAGGGCGUGGAUACAGACAUCAUGUUUCCACCUUAAACACAGGAGGUUCCAAAAGCCUUUGCAGCAUCACGGAUAGUCCUUCAGACACCAAACGCAACCCAGAAACCAUUUCCAGAAGCCACUUUUCCAAAAGACAACCUGAAACUAAACGACCAGCCUUGGAGCUUCUCAAAAGUCCAGGCGAUUCCAAAAAUACCAAAAUUUCCAACGAUGAUAAAUCAGCAGGAGUGACUCGUAAUGCUGCCAGUGCUGGUGGUAAGAAGUAUUUGGACUUUGGAUCGUCCAAGAGUGAAUCCGGUCCUGUUUUUGAACCAGGAUGUGGAUCAGUGAAGAGCUAUGUGAGGUCCUUGAACAGAUCCUGUGAGAAUUUGACUCGGGUCAACGAUUUGACCACUGUUCGAGGGAAUUUGGACACGGGGAGGGAAUUGAGGAGAACUAAUACCAAGUCUGUCGAUCAACAAACAGUAUUACAACAAACCAUACAGUAUUUACGGCCAACUUUAGAAGCCGAGAUGCAAACUCUUUCGUCUUCGGGGAAGGAAAAUUUUAAAAUUCAUAGGUCUGAUAAAGUGAAUCAUCUAUCAAUAGCAUCAAGUCUUCAAAAUUCACCAAAAAAACAGAACUUCUUAACGGAUUUCAACUCCUCGAGCACCACAAAAAGUGUAUCAGAACCUUGCUCGAAAGUGAGCUCACCAGAAAGAGGAAGGAGUGCUGCUUCAGCAGACGAGGAUUGUGAUAGUUCGAGUGAUAUUGAUAAGCAAAUCUUAUCCGGGAGCCCCGUGCACCCUCAACAAGGAAUCAUACAGGUCUACGCUGCCUACGACACCGGCCUGGCAACUGGUGCUUCUCUUCGGCUCCGUGUCACUAAUCGCACGAGCGCCGCAGAGGUCGUCGAGCUGGUCGUCCGCCAACUGCACGUCGCCAGCGUCCUCCGCGGCGGACGGGGCCUCCUUAACGAUAAAUUUCCCGCCACGUCCAAAACUCAUCAGCCACCGUCUGAACUGACGACGACCACUACUACAUAUCCGACGAGACCGACGUUUUUCACGAGCGAGCUGAAGACCAACAGGCCGAGUGGAAGUAAAUUUGGUGCGAGUGCAGGAGAUGGUAAGAAUUUGAAUCUGAGUGCUCUGUCGGGAGGCGUUAAGGAGAAGGCUAAGGAGUUUUGUCUGGUUGCCGUUAUCGGAGCCAGGGAGAGGAGGCUGAGAGAUGAUUUCAGGCCGUUGCAGUUGCAAGAUCCUUGGAUGAAGGGACGUCUGUACGUCCGACACAGAAAAGACACAUUGGCUGCCAUUGAACACUCCACUAGACAUAAAGAUGUUGUUUAA
This is a messenger RNA of Ctenocephalides felis (cat flea), 2667 nucleotides long. RefSeq lists its product as uncharacterized. The transcript has 15 exons. The record is from RefSeq and is a predicted model, not a curated record. The coding region runs from base 1 to 2667 and encodes 888 amino acids. NCBI's taxonomy places the organism in Eukaryota, Metazoa, Arthropoda, Insecta, Siphonaptera, Pulicidae. Gene Ontology annotation, biological process: regulation of establishment of bipolar cell polarity; establishment of mitotic spindle orientation; signal transduction. Gene Ontology annotation, cellular component: spindle.